AUGCAGACCGAGGAGGGGACCGAUGAAGUUAAGGUUUUUCGACGCCAAGUUGAGGACAGCGAUGAAACGGCGCCCGAAUCCUCUGAGCGACUAGAUGCUGUCAAAAAGGAAGCUGCCAUCGAGACCGAGCUGGAGCAGAGAAGCAACCCAGCUGAGCCAUUUGGUAAAUCUGGAGCCUUCAAGGAGACGUUCCCAUCACCCUAUGCCUCGCCCAGCUUUCCACCACUCGGCUUCCCGUUUCCGCUUGGUGGCUUACCGGGCUUUGGAGUUACCGGCUCACUCUCACCCUAUUUUUUCCCAACACUCAUGGGAAUGAGUCAGACACAACAAUUACUGGCACAACGAGCUUUCCAAACUCCUUCAAUCGGUCCACUCAUGGGUUCCUACUCGCCCAACUACAAUCCAGCAUUGUUGGCUAUGCAGUUGCAGCAAACCUUCCAACUCGGAUCACCCGGCAGCCCGUUAACAGCCUUUCAGAAACAACACGCCGCCGGACAAGUGCCGUUGACUUCUAAUUUGAGACCCGGUGCUCUCAAUCAGAUGACAAACGUCCGUGUGCCUCCCUACAAUGUCGCGACCGGAUCACAAAGUCAAACAACAACACCCAAAAGAAAAGAACGGAAACGAUCGCCUCACAUCAAGAAACCUCUCAAUGCCUUCAUGUGGUUUAUGAAAGAAAACAGACCAAAGCUGAUGGCUGAGUUGGGUUUCAAAGAAAAGCAAUCAGCUGAAUUGAACAAAGAGUUAGGGAAACGAUGGCACGAGUUGAACAAAGAAGCACAAGAAAAAUACUUUGUGCUUGCCAAGAAGGACAAAGAGGAUCAUCAACAGAGAUAUCCGGGAUGGAGUGCGCGUGAGAACUAUGCGAUCCAUAAAAAGAAGAAGAGAAAGAGGGAAAAGACUGAAGAUAUCAACGAGGCGAAGAAAUGCCGAGCGAGAUUCGGCGUCGAUCGACAAGAUUUAUGGUGUCAGUACUGUCGAAGGAAGAAGAAAUGCCAAUUCACUGGUGGAGGCGGCGGAGAAGUGUCACGAUCCUCGUCAUCUACCGAGCCAUCACUGCCUGGAGAUGUGACGCAUUUGCUGUUGAACAGCGAGAAUGACGACAUCAAGAUGCCUUUCCGAAUCAAGAACGAAGAUGUGAAUUAUGAGUCUGAAUCGGAUACCGACGGAGAGGAGAUGGAUGAAGAUCUUGACAUGGACGAUCCGACAUUGACCGCUCACGAAUUGGAGCGAGUGAACACCGAUCAGCUA
This is a messenger RNA of Mesorhabditis belari, 1251 nucleotides long. The record is from the annotation of a GenBank genome assembly. NCBI's taxonomy places the organism in Eukaryota, Metazoa, Nematoda, Chromadorea, Rhabditida, Rhabditidae.